UUGUCAAGACAGGUUGAGCUGUUUGAGAAUCCCCUGACACCACGUGGAUUCACGUGAUCACCACGUGGCAUCACGUGAUGUCUCAAUCACAGUUUGAAAACAUUAAAGUCGCACUUGGUGAUCAGCUGGCUAUCUUGGUUUUAGUGCUCCUCAUCUGAAGUGUCAGUUACAGCCCACAUACAGUAACAUCAGCUGCCCGCAGUCAUGUAUUUCUUUCUGUCCAUCAUAUUGCUGGUCGUGUCGACGUGUAUGGCCUUUCAACCAGGUGAAGUCAGAGAGGUAACAGGACUAAAUGGCAGCUGUCCCAUUGUCAAGUUCGCAGUCGAGGCCAUCAACAAGAAGCUAGGGGUCAUUAGAACAUUCUGUAAUGUUUCGUCAGCCUAUGUACAGACUGUCGAGGGUGAAAAAUGGUACCUGGACCUGGUCUUAACCGCACCUGGAAAGAAGGUUGACCUGUGCCACGUUGAAGUCUGGUCCCGCCCAUGGCUGAUCGCCAGCGAAGCACUUGUAACUACCAGGGAUCCAUUCUGCGUUGAUGAUGCUAGUCAUGCAAAACCAGUUGUGGUCAACAUCAACAGCACCGAGGUCCAAAAAGCCCUGAGCUUCGCUGAGUGCAAAUUGAACAACAAUUCAGAUUGUCCCGUCCUGUGGAAAGCUGUGUCCAUCGGUCAAGUCACUUCUCAGUUUUUGUCUGGAACUUAUUACAACUUCACUGACGUGGUUUGGUCCCCAACCAACUGCUCCAAGAAGACCACCCACUCGCUCACUCCUGGAUGUGUCCCUACUAAAGAUGUUACAUGCCCCGCUUGUCACUUCGGUGUGUGGGAGGCAUGGAUGCAACCCAUGUUCAAGCUGAACAACAACAACUGUACACUCAAACCCCACCUCCUAUCGAAGUAAGCUGAUGACUGUGCAUCAUUGGAUUGACUUCUCAGUCAGGAGGGGAGCACUUUUGAACC
Physella acuta is the source of this 959-nucleotide messenger RNA. RefSeq lists its product as uncharacterized. The record is from RefSeq and is a predicted model, not a curated record. Gene Ontology annotation, cellular component: cytoplasm; vesicle. Gene Ontology annotation, molecular function: cysteine-type endopeptidase inhibitor activity. Lineage: Eukaryota; Metazoa; Mollusca; Gastropoda; Physidae.